AUGAUUAAUGCAUUUCCCUCUUUUACUACUGAGCACUCGAUAACCAAGGGCGCCACCAUUCUCGUCGCUUCCCACUGUGAUCCCUUGUCCAGCUUUCUCGUUGGACGCCUCACAAUCUUUUCAUGUCCGUCGUCGCCUGGUGCCGGCCCUACGCGCGUGGAGGCAUUCUCUGCCCCCAUUCUAUGCCCCCCUCCCCUCCCUCUCCCCUUCGUUUCCCGCAACUUCACGUUGGGCAGUGGCUUGUUCAGCAUGUCGCCUUUAAUGCUGAUGCUGAAGACGGAGCCCAGACUCUGCGCUGCCCGACCUGCCUAA
Molecule: messenger RNA, 312 nt
Organism: Akanthomyces muscarius
Lineage: Eukaryota; Fungi; Ascomycota; Sordariomycetes; Hypocreales; Cordycipitaceae
Exons: 3
Coding region: 1-312 (103 amino acids)
Source: RefSeq, a predicted model, not a curated record